AUGGUGAAUUUUUUUGAAAAAAAAAAUACAUAUAAAAUGACUACAAAUACAGAAGAAGAAAAGAAAACAAACAACAUUUGUGAUAACGAAUUGUGUGAAAUAUUAUCUUCAGAUGAAAGUAAUGAAUUUAUAUAUGAAAAAAAUGAUGAUUUUAUAAUUGUAGAACUUAUUUCUUAUAUUUGUGGUAAUUCCAAAAUAUUGUCUUUUUAUCCAUGCACAAAUAAUAAUUCAGGCAAAAAUAAAUAUCUAUAUCAUUUUUAUAAAAAAAAAAAAAUUAAGUUAUACUUGUGUUUAAACACAAAAAACAAUGAAGUAUAUAUAUAUCAAGUUCAAAGAAAAUAUGUAGAAAAUAAAGAUGGCAAUAUAAAUAAAGAUGGCAAUAAAAAUGAUAGCAUAAAUGAAAUACCUUUAUAUUCCCAAAAAUCUGAUGAGAGUGUCAAAAUUAUUGGAGAAAUUAAAUUAGGCAACAGUCUACAAAAUGAUAAAAAUUAUAACAUAACUUCAUUAAAAAAUAUAGAAAUAAAAAAGGAAAAUAAAAAAAAAUCAACUAAUUUUGAAAAAAAAAUAUGUAUCACGAAAUUAUUUGAUAGUGUAAAUUGUAGUUAUGAUAUAUCAACUGUUGAAUAUUCAAAAUUAGAAAAUAAUGAUACAAAAAUUUUAGAUAGUUUAAAGAGUAUAUUAGAAAAAAAACUUAAAAAAAAUCAAAAAGUGGUAGAAAAUAAUAUCGAUUCACAAAAACAAAACAAAAAAUUAAUAGAAGAAGAAUUAAAUUAUCAAAAUAAUAAUGAUAAUAUCUUCUAUGUGAAAAAAAACGAUAUAAUUCAUAAAAAUAGCAUCAAUGUGAAAUCAGAAAAUAAACAAGACAAAACUCAUGUAAAUAAUAAAGAAAUAAAAUUGUUAUAUCUCAAUUUCCAUGAGCCGGCUCACAUAUUUAUGAACCAUUUCUUCAAAAUUAACCAAGAUAAUGAAGAAAAUUCUGUAAAAGAAAUAACAGGAUUUCUGAAAGACGAAAAAUAUGGAUAUAUAGAAAAGGAACAUUUAAAAAAAUCAAAAAGAAAAAAAUAUUCACCCAUAUUUGGAAAAAUAAAAAAUGAAACAUUACCAUAUAAUAUAUUAGAAAAUUAUCAAAGUGAUAUAAGUAUAUGUAGCACUAAUUUAUUUUUUAGUGACACUGAAGUUAUAACUAAAGAGAAUGGUGGAAAUUGUAAAGAAGUGAAAGAAGAAAAUGGAGAAAAAGAGGAAGAUCGAUAUAAAAAAAACAAAAAAAAAAAUAAUAUAUCAUUUAAAAGAAAUAAUUUAAAAAUAAAAUGGUUAUUAUUAAAUUUAAAUUUAAAAAAAGAAGAAGAACUUUUAAUACAAAAAUAUGUAAUGUUUAAAAAAACAAGUUUACAAAAAAUGUCAAAAGAGUUACAUGAUCAUGAUAUUUCGAAUAUUUCUACUUAUCAAAAUAAGAGGUCUUCUUUUCGAAAAAAAAAAAAAAAAAAAAAAAAAAAUGUAUCAGAAAAUAAUUCUAAUAUAAAAUUCUCUGAUAAAACACAAAAUAAAGAAAAUGAAAAUGAGUCAACUCUUACAUUCAAUAAUAGUACACAACAAUACACAAAUGGUAUAAUCUCGAAUUUUUCAUCUAAACAUAUGGUAGAACAUAAAGAAAAUGAAAUAAAUAAAAUGAACGGCAUCAAUAAUUAUUAUAAUACUGAUAAUAAAAUCGAUUUCGAAAAUACAUUUUAUAUUCAAAACUAUCAUAAUAAUGAUAAUAAAAUUUCUAUUUUGAAAGAGAUUGCUAAUAAAAAUAAAAUGGAGAGUUACGAAAAAACAAACAUAAUACAACACAUUGAUACUAAUUCUGUUGAAGUGGAAAAAGAAACAAAUAUAAAAAUGAAUACAAAACAUCAAUUAGAAGAAUAUCCAAAUCAUUAUCAUGAUAAGUCUGUUUGUUAUUCGGAAAUGAAUGUGUUAGAAAUAAAUAAUUUUGAAAAAACAAAUUCAAAAAAAAGAAAAAUUGAAAAAGAUCAACUAUAUUGUGAUUAUAAUAAUAAUAAUAAUUGUCUUAAUUUUGAAAAUUUAGUAAAAAAUGGAAAAAAUUAUUUAACAAUUUCGGAAAGUACAAAACAUAUAACAUAUAGAGAAUGUAAUUAUCCACAUAAUCCAAAUAGCGGAUCUAACAAAAGUACUGACUCUUCUUAUGAUAAUAAAAAUAAUGAAUCAAUCGAGGAAAUAAUUCCAGACAAAUUAAAUUUGAUACAAUUUAAUAAUUCUGAACAAAAUAUUUUGGAAAAUUGUAGUGAAAAACAGAUAAUAAAUGCGGAUGUGAUAAACAGCACCAUGGGCUAUCGAAAUAGAACAAAGGAAAUGGAAAAUGGCGAAACUGACGAAAAUGGAGAAAAUGAUGAAAAUGGAGAAAAUGAUGAAAAUAGCGAAACUGAUGAAAAUGGCGAAACUGAUGAAAAUGGCGAAAAUGACGAAAGUAAUGAAAAUGGAGAAAAUGGAGAAAAUGGGAAAUGCUGCUUUUUAAAACGGAAAGUAAAUAACAUCCUAGAUAUCAUAAAAAUAAUAUAUACGAAUAGUAUACGUGUAAAAUAUUUUGAUAAUCUUAAGUUGUAUAUAGGAUUAUAUAAAAAUUAUAGUAAUAUUGAAAAAACGAAAUUAGAAUUCUUAGAAACAGAAAAAAGUAUAGAUAUAAAAAUAUUAAAUUGGUAUAUAAAUGAAAAAAUUGUAGAAAAAAAAAAUGUAUGGCAAUUAAAUAAUUAUAAAAUUGAUAAUUGUAGUAUAUUUCGUUUAAAUAAAUUUAAAUAUAUAGAUGAUUCAAUUAUAGACUUUUUUAAUAACUAUAUUUAUUUUUAUAUACUGAACAGAAACAAUAAUAAUAAUAAUGAUGGGUGUAAAGUUGAAAAUGAUAAAAAAAAUGAUAUAUACAUUUUUAAUACAUUUUUUUAUAAGAAAAUUGAAUUAUAUGAUGAUACAUCAAAAGCAUAUCUUAAUACAAAUAGAUGGAUUAAAAAAUUGAAUAAAAAAAUUUAUGAAUAUAAAUAUGUAUUUAUCCCAAUAAAUAUUAAUAAUACACAUUGGUCUUUAGUUUUGAUUUAUUUCCCUUUCAGUGAUUCAAAUCAAGAUAAAAAUGAGGAGAAAUAUAAAAACGAGGAGAAAUAUAAAAACGAGGAGAAAUAUAAAAACGAGGAGAAAUAUAAAAACGAGGAGGAAUAUAAAAAUGAGGAGAAAUAUAAAAAUGAGGAGAAAUAUAAAAAUAAGGAGAAAUAUAAAAACGAGGAGAAAUAUAAAAAUAAGGAGAAAUAUAAAAAUUAUUAUUCCCUUUAUACUAAACAAAUAAAUGAUAAAGAUGUCAUAGACAAUGUUCAGGAAAAUAUAUAUUCUCCUGUUUUUAGAAACAAUUUAGACGAUAAUAAUCCAAGUAUAAACAUUGACAUAAAUUUGAAUUCCAAAUGUAAUAAGGAAAGAAAUAUAUUUCUUAGAUAUAGAAGUAAAUCUCUUGACUCUUAUUUUUUAAAUGAUCAGCAAUAUUGUAUACAUGAGUAUAAUAAAAAUAAUGAUGUUAUAAAACAGUCAUUUAAAAAAAUUGAAAAAAAUGACGAAAAAAAAUUAAGAAGGAAAAAAACGAUUUCUGGAUAUUUGAGCGAUAGAAAUGAACAUGAGUCUAGCUACAUUUCUAUAAGUGAUAGUAGCGAAAAUUGUAAAAAUAAAAAAGAUAAUUUAAAUAUCAAUAUGAAUAAACAAAAUUCUAAAGAAUGUAAAAAUGAAAAUAAUAUUGAAGAAGAAAGGUUGGUGUAUAUGAUCUAUCUUGAUUCAUUAUUCCCAUCAACUAAAGGAAAUACAAUUUUAGAAAAAUUAAAAAAAUAUAUAGAACAUUUAUUUCAUCGGGAUUAUAUGAAAAAAGAAAAACGAAAAAAAAAAAAUAAUAAUAAUAUAUUAUCUAAUUCUGGAGAAAAUAGUGAUUCUUCCUCUCACACCUAUCAUAAUAAUAGAAGUGGGAAUGAAAAUAAUCAGCCUAAAAUAUUUUUUAAAUUUAUAUAUCCAAAUAUAAUACCAAAACAAAAUAAUACCUAUGAUUGUGGUAUAUAUAUUAUUUAUUUUAUUUUACAUUUAUGUUUAAAUAUACAUUUAAUUGAGACCGAUUUAAUAAACCCUUUUAAUAAAUAUGUUCAAACUAAUUACCCAGAUGAUAAAUAUAAUUUCAAUUUAUCUCCUCAAAAUUCUAGUAAAAAUCCAUAUGCACGAACUUAUCUAAAUAAUGCAUCUCCAUGGUUUGACCAUAAAGACAUAUGCACAAAGAGAAAGCAAAUGAAAAAGAUGCUUCUAUACAUGAAAGAUGUCAUAAAUUGGAAAUCAGAAAAACAUAUAGAAAUUUUAAAUUUGUUAUUUUUAAUGAAUUGCAAUGAUAAAAAUCAAAGGAAUUAA
This is a messenger RNA of Plasmodium yoelii, 4410 nucleotides long. Its product is annotated as sentrin-specific protease 2, putative. Gene Ontology annotation, molecular function: cysteine-type peptidase activity. The record is from RefSeq and is a predicted model, not a curated record. NCBI's taxonomy places the organism in Eukaryota, Apicomplexa, Aconoidasida, Haemosporida, Plasmodiidae. The transcript is spliced from 3 exons. Gene Ontology annotation, biological process: proteolysis. Bases 1 to 4410 code for a protein of 1469 amino acids.